ACCACCAACUGUUAAACAUAAUAUAACGUUAUAUUUAACGUAACAUUAAAAAAAAAUCAAAUAAAUUAUUUACACAGCAGGGUUAACACAAGCUGGGGCAGGUCUCUCGUCAACAGUCAAUAAUCAGACCCACUCUGAGUCAAGCCUUGUGGCAGAAUAUUGACAAUGUCUGGAUUAUGUUGAUUUAUUCAUAUUUCUUUUGUGACUUUCUCUUCCCCUCUGUCACUUUCUCUCUCUUGCUCUCUCUGUUCCUCACUUUUACUCCAUCUUUUUUGUAUAGUGAUAUCUAUAUAACUCAUAUUUUCUCUGCAUUGCUUCAGUCACACUUGGAAGAAAAAGAAGGGGGUGGAAUAUUACAAAUUAUCUUGAGUGCAAGAGGCUUGAAGAGGAAAUCAAGUUUGUUAGAAAGACAACUUGGUAUAAGACGGAAGAGAAUCUACAUUCCAUACCAGUGAUGCAGAAUGAUACAUUUUCCAAAAAAAGAGCUGCAACAACACUUGUGACAGUAAAUACCUUUACAAGGAAAUGAUGUGUCCAUUAUUACAGUAAACAAAUUCAUUAAUCACACACCUAGCAAAGAAUGGGGAAACAUCACAAAAGCUUUUGUCACAAUUCACAAAAGUAAUUUUUGGAAUGUUUACAUAAAGAAAGUACCUGAAACCUUUUCCCAGUGAGACUCCGCCCAUGCAGAUCAUGUUGAAGAUCCUGACUGGUAACAUUCAGACAGCUCUGAACAGUUUUCAGUUUAUCAGUCAGCAUACAAGCCUACAAAAUGGACACCAACCCUUGGAAAAAGGAAGAAAUCAGCUGCCUGGUUUGUUUGAAUAUUCUAACAAAUCCUUCUACUCUUUCAUGUGGGCAUAACUUCUGCAUGGAGUGCAUCACCAAAUACUGGGACCAGGCUGUCAGCACUGGUAUCUGCUGUUGUCCCUGCUGCCGACAGACUUUCACCCCAAGGCCCACUCUGAAGAACAACACCAUGUUGGAGAAGAUGGUGGUCAAGCUGAGCAAGAAAGUCCAUCAUGACUGCCCUCCACUUCCUGACCAUGCAGCUGAUAACACACCCGUAUGUGCUGUGUGCACAGGGAGGAAAGGCAAAGCCACAAAGACAUGUUUGGACUGUCAGAAGUCGUACUGCCAGAGUCAUCUCAGAACCCACCAGGUGCGCGCUUUGCUGGGGACACACACCUUAGUGGACGCAGAGCUGGGGUAUCAAGGGAAGCUGUGCCCCCGGCACAAUGAGCUACUGGAUGUUUACUGUCGAGAGGAGAGGCAGUGCAUCUGUCAGCAGUGCAAUGAAGAAGAACACCAGAACCAUGAGACUGUCCCUGUUGAGACUGAGAGAGACAGAAGACAGGCCCAGCUGACUACGGUGCAGGAUCAUUCUAGAUGUCAACUCCAGGACACAAAGGUGCUACUGGGGACACUGGAGGAGGCUGUGGAGGCUAUGAAGGCCUCAGCGCAGGCUGCAGAGGAGGACAGUGACAGGACGUUCUCUGAGAUGAUGAGCUGUCUGAAACAGAGGCAACAGGAAGUGAGAGAGUGUAUCAGAUCCAGGACGAGGGCUCUGGAGGACAAGGCAGAACAGAAACAGGCCCGUCUCAGACUGGAUAUCGAGACCCUGCAGAGGAUAGACAUGGAACUGGAGACAUCGAGGAACAUGCAAGAUACCACCCUGUUCCUGCAGACUUGGCAGCCAAUCAGCAGGCUGCCUAAACGCGACUCCAGCGUCGUUAUCAGUGAGAAAGCUACAUUUGAUGGUGUGAAGACUGUCAUCAGUGAAUACAAAGAGCUCUUUGAUGACAUUUCGAAUGAUUCCUUAGAAAUAUUCACGCACACGCUUGGGAACGUGCUGAUUUUGGAACCUCCAGUGACCAUGGCGAAACCUCAGACCAAAAACCUGAGACGAGUGGAUACUCAACUCCUGCCAAAACCACCAACACCUCUUCCUAGAUCACGUUCUAUGCGUGUCAUCAAACCUCCGGUUCCACCUUUCAUUCUGAGGAGCAGAGCGGACUUCUUACAGAAUGCUUGUCAACUCACCCUUGAUCCAAACACGGCACACACCAGCCUGGUCCUCUCUCACCACAACCUCAAAGCGACGGCCCAACCAGGAAAGCAAUGGAGAAGACGUUCCACAAAGGAUUGCCCAAUGAGCUUCAACCACUGUGAACAAGUUCUGUGUCAGGAGGGUUUGACUGGCAAAAAAUACUACUGGGAAGCAGAAUGGACUGGCAAGGAAGUGGUUAUGGGUGUGACCUAUGAGGGGAUUCAAAGGAAAGGGAAGGAUGAGCAGUGCAUGCUGGGCCGCAAUGAGAAGUCCUGGAGUUUGACGUGUUCUGAGCUCUAUUACUCUGCCUGGCACAAUAACGAGGAAACCAGACUGAUGGCUGAGGUGUCUUCUCCGAGGAUAGGUGUGUGUUUGGACCACCAAGCAGGCACUCUGACUUUCUACAGCAUUUCUGAAACCAUAACUCAACUCUAUAAGUUUUAUGUCAGGGAGUUCACAGAGCCACUCUACCCUGGUUUUGGAAUUGGGGUGAAGAGCUCUUUGAAAGUCUGUAAACUGAGGUAAAUAAUGAUGAUGCGGAUCGGGGAUUGGGAAUGUAGUUUAGCAAUGAUCCUUAAUUCAUGACUAACAUCUGAAGCAAUAAAACGAGGAGAAGAAAUCAAUUUUCUUUUCUCUGUUGUUCCAGUUUA
This is a messenger RNA of Hypomesus transpacificus, 2700 nucleotides long. RefSeq names its product tripartite motif-containing protein 16-like. The record is from RefSeq and is a predicted model, not a curated record. The coding region runs from base 773 to 2575 and encodes 600 amino acids. NCBI's taxonomy places the organism in Eukaryota, Metazoa, Chordata, Actinopteri, Osmeriformes, Osmeridae. The transcript is spliced from 8 exons. Gene Ontology annotation, molecular function: protein binding; zinc ion binding.